Arachis duranensis is the source of this 798-nucleotide messenger RNA. Its product is annotated as probable WRKY transcription factor 50. Bases 89 to 643 code for a protein of 184 amino acids. NCBI's taxonomy places the organism in Eukaryota, Viridiplantae, Streptophyta, Magnoliopsida, Fabales, Fabaceae. Gene Ontology annotation, molecular function: DNA-binding transcription factor activity; sequence-specific DNA binding. The record is from RefSeq and is a predicted model, not a curated record. The transcript is spliced from 3 exons. Gene Ontology annotation, biological process: regulation of DNA-templated transcription.
AUCUUGCAUAAAAAACUCAAUGCUCUAUCCUUUCAUUUGUACUUGAGUAGAGUAUUCAACUACUUCAACCACGCACACCAAAAAUAUUAUGGAUUACUAUUAUGUGAACCCAAUAAACCCCAAUUACGGUGCUCAUCAUGAUGAUGACUACUCUGCCAUGAUGAGCAUGUCUGAUUUCAUGAUAUCCGAUUUUCUUAUGGCUGAUGAUGAUGCAUAUGGGUAUGGUGUUGAUCAUCAUCAUCAUCAUAAUAAUCAAGAGAGUGGAUCACAAUCGCAAAGUACUAAUGGAUCGUCGGAGAUGGCAACCUUCAGCGAUGUCACUACUACCAAUAAUAAUGGUGAAGCCUCUAGCAUCAACAAUAACAUAAAAUGCAAAAAUGGGAGUAAGAGAAGUAAGAAAGAAGUGAAUUCAAGAGUGGCGUUUAGAACGAAAUCGGAGCUUGAUGUUAUGGAUGAUGGAUACAGAUGGAGGAAGUACGGAAAAAAGGCCGUCAAGAACACUCCAAAUCUAAGGAACUAUUACAAGUGUUCGAGUGAAGGAUGCGGUGUGAAGAAGAGGGUGGAAAGGGACAGAGACGACUCAAGCUAUGUUAUAACAACCUAUGAAGGGAUACACAAUCAUGCAAGCCCUUUUACCUACUAAGUUCUAAACCUUAAUUGGUUUUUCAAUUUCUGAUCCUUAAUUAAUUAGGAAUUUGGCACUUUGAUCAGGCUUGUGUCUCAUCUUAGUGUCACUUCUCCUAUGUUACUUAAUGUGUCUUCUCUCCUCUUCGCUUUCAUAUAUGGCUAUUUUGUGAA